GUUUUAAGAGAAAAUAUUGUGAAAUGGCGGAUGCACUUGUUUCAGCGACUUAUCAGUACCAUCUUGAGCAACUUGGACUCCUUGUUCCGUAAGGAGCUCGCCCUUUCUGGCAGCCUCAUAACCGAGCUCGAGAGUCUGCAGAGUACUCUCACGACAAUCCAAGCGGUGCUCCAUGAUGCCGAGGAGAAGCAGUGGAAGAGUGAAGCUAUCAGGAAUUGGCUCGCAAAGCUCGAACAAUCAGCCUACGAUCUCGAAGAUCUGCUCGGUGGUUUCGAAACAGAAGUUCGGGGCCUUGGAAACAAGGUAUCCACGUUCAAUACCCUUAAGAACCCACUUUUGUUUCACUUAUCUAUGGCACAUAGAUUUAAGACUGCAAGAGAGGAAUUGGAUGCCAUUGCCGGGGAGAAAAGCAAGUUCCACUUGCGAGUGUGUGGGGGAAACUGAAUUUGAACGGAAUGAGGAUAGGGAAACCAGCUCCCCUGUGAAAGAAUGGGAAGUAUUUGGCCGAGCAGAUGAUAAGGGAAAGAUCGUUAGUAUGAUAUUUAACGACGCGAAUCAUCAUGAUGGCCUCUACGUUUAUGCAAUAUGCGGUAUGGGAGGUCUUGGAAAGAUAACGAUUGCUCAAUUGGUCUGCAACGAUGAGAACGUGGCCAAAGCCUUUGAUUUGAGGAUUUGGGUGUGUGUAUCGUAUGAUUUCGAUGUAAAAAGGUUGACUAAAGCCAUUGUGGAAUCCAUUGAAGGGGGAUCAUGCGACAUCCUAGAGCUAGAUCCCCUGCAGCUAUGCUUAGUCGAGAAGCUUGCCAGGAGGAGGUUUUUACUUGUUCUUGACUAUGUGUGGAACGAGUACCAUGACAAGUGGGAUAGACUUCAUGAAGCGCUGCGAUACGGAGGGUGAGGAAGUGCAGUCAUUGUCACAACUCGACUUGAGAAAGU
Molecule: messenger RNA, 933 nt
Organism: Hibiscus syriacus
Lineage: Eukaryota; Viridiplantae; Streptophyta; Magnoliopsida; Malvales; Malvaceae
Product: putative disease resistance protein RGA3
Exons: 2
Coding region: 173-895 (240 amino acids)
Biological process (GO): defense response to fungus
Molecular function (GO): ADP binding
Source: RefSeq, a predicted model, not a curated record